CUUCAUCUUCUUACGUCUCUCGGACGAACACCAACACAGCAGAUCAGCUGAGUCUGAGAAAUGUCUCUUUGGAUCUAUUGUUCUCGGUGGCGCACUAAGUAAGGGACUAAUUCAAAAGCUGUUGGAUGAUGCCACUUUGUCACUCAAUGAGGACAUCUGUGCAAGUACCAGGAAUAGCUAUGAUAAACAAGACACUUGUCAUCGCUCUUAUGCUUAUUUCCAUCGUCAACUGUGUCUCAGGAGUGGGUGUCCCUCAGGUUAACAAACUAUCUGUGGAUGUUCAGGAUGGUGAGGUGGUUGUCCUUUGGAAGCAAACCCAAAACGCAACGUCUGACAUCCAGUACAAUGUGCAAAUGGCAAAGCUUGCUGGUGAAUGGGCCAUGGUGCUCAGCUGCACAGGGAUCACAAAGACCUACUGCGACCUAAGUGAACUCAUACAUGACUACGUCACUGGCUAUAAGGUCAGGGUUCAGACAGUACACAAAAACCAGACAUCAGCAUGGAUGGUGAAGAAAUUCCUCCCAAAUGCAAGCAACCUGCAGCCUCCUUCCUUCACGUUAUACGCUACCUCCAGCAAGAUCACGGUUCAUGUUCAUCAAAAACCCAUCCUCAGAAAGCUCUUUCCCUUUGGGGUCACAUACGUCAUCCACCUAGAGGAAAAAAGCAGAAAUGACAACGUGGAUAUGAAAGAGACAACAGCGUACCUGACAGAGCAUGUGGAUCAGGGGUCUAUAACCUUCACUUCUCUCCGGUGGGGGGUCGAGUACUGCGUCAAAAUCAUGGUGGAGGGAAACGGUGCUUUGUCCAGGAGCAAUUUGUCCCCAGAACGGUGCCUACUACUUCCAGAGCAAGAAUGGUUCAUAAUUUCGGUGUCAUCCCUGACGACUCUGGGCGUGUUGGCUGUCGCCGCCAUUUUGGCAAUCGGCCUCCUUUGCCACCUGAAACGUCCAGCGAAAACGCCUGCUGCAUUGAAAUCCCCUGUGCAUGGCUGGCACCCGCUCACUGUCGAAGAAGGGCCUAUGGAAGUGGUCACAGACAAAGGUUGGUUCUUGUCUGGCCGUGGCGCUAAAGUGAAAAACUGCGCAGAAUUCUCUCAAAACAAGGCCGCACUUUCGGAGGAACACGACAGGAGGACAAGCCUGGACAGCGGCGUUAGCGUGGAAUGCAAUGCUACGGAACAACAUACAAGAAGUUCUCCAAGGAGACAAGAGGACAGUGGUUGUUGGAGUAUGGGAGGGACAGUGUAUCCCCAGCAGCCUGACGCAGUUCAGAAAAGGAGGGAGGAUAGCGGGGUGGGACUCGGGUGCCGAUUGGAAUCCUCUACCAUGAACACGAUUGGACAGGAGAGCAGAUGCCUCAAAGAAUUUGACAGUUAUCGCAGGCAGAACCCCGCCCUGCAGAGUCACCACCACGAGGCGUCUAAGCAGAUCCAUCCAUGUCCAGUCUUGGCCAAAGUGGUCUCGGGCUACCGGGCAGGUCCUCAGUCCUGUAUCUGCUCAGGUGCAGCUAAGUGCUCCUGGUGCCUCAAACGCAUCGUCUACGAGGCUGAAACGAUCCAACAGCACAGAAGCGCGCUGAGCAAAGGCUUUUCAAAUGAUACAAGAAAGACACGGAUAGAAACAACAGACGCGUUCCCUCUGCUAACAGCUCUGACACAAGAGAUGGACCUCAACAUGAACACUUUGGCCAUCUCGCUUCGUGACGUACAGCUGGAUAACAACUGACUCACUAGGGACACCUUUCAAAAUAUGCUGACAAAAAAAUAACUGCUGCUUUAGAAUACUACUCCAUUCCUUUCUGCCUAUCUGAGUUAGUUUGGAGGAGUGAAGAAAAAAAUUGCGGGUAGGAAAUACGGCAAAUACAUGCUUUUAGGAGGGAAAUGUACAAGUAAAGGAGCUUUCAGACAGAAUGUCACAUCUGCUGAAAAGGAAGUGGGCCAGAAGUGAAACCGUUGAGGGUAUUUACACGGACAGUGUGACAUUGUUUGUUUCGUGGCCUUUCCUAAACUCCUACAGGCAGAAACUGUCAAAAGUGUCUUGAGAUUGGAUUUUGAUUAUGUCAUGAGGCAGCGGCAUUUUUCAUAUUUAUUAUACUUAACCCUUACAUACUGAUCAGAUCAAAUUUAGCCUGUUUUGACAUUUGACAGCUAUAUAUAUAUAUAUAUAUAUAUAUAUAUAUAUAUAUAUAUAUAUAUACACACACACACAUACAGUAUAUACUGUAUAUAGGGAUAGGAAUCUCGCCAUAAAUGUGUGUUUUGUUAUGGGAGUGGUAACAGAAUCAUUGACCUGUUGGUCUUCAAAAUGUCAUGGGGGAAUCUUGAAAGUGUAAAACAGCAUAAUAAUGAUAUUUUAACAUCUUGGGCUACAUUGUCUUAUCAGACAUUGUUUGAUAGAUGUUUUUUAUUCCAAAAUGAGUGGUGUAAAAAAUACAUUUUCCCUUGCCUCUGAAACACUGAUUAAGGAUUAAUCAUCAAUUUAUUAUUGUCACGCAGGCUAUUUACACAUUUUAGUGCAUAAUUUGAUAUCGACAAUUAUGAUAUGGACAUUAUAGGCCCAGGUCAAAACUGACCAUACAUAACAUACAAUAUGCGCAUGGAAAAUGAAUAGUAUGUAAGGUUUAAUUCUGUAAGAUUGUCAUUAUACUGUAUGUGUCGUCUUUCUCUGUUUGAAAUAUUUAUUAGAGUGUUAAAUACAGACUGUGUGAAAUAAAAAAAACAACUAGA
Messenger RNA from Phyllopteryx taeniolatus (common seadragon), 2725 nucleotides. RefSeq names its product interleukin 10 receptor, alpha (gene il10ra). The transcript has 7 exons. Gene Ontology annotation, molecular function: protein binding. The record is from RefSeq and is a predicted model, not a curated record. Bases 126 to 1724 code for a protein of 532 amino acids. NCBI's taxonomy places the organism in Eukaryota, Metazoa, Chordata, Actinopteri, Syngnathiformes, Syngnathidae.